This is a messenger RNA of Drosophila hydei, 2566 nucleotides long. RefSeq lists its product as uncharacterized. The transcript has a single exon. Bases 109 to 2427 code for a protein of 772 amino acids. The record is from RefSeq and is a predicted model, not a curated record. NCBI's taxonomy places the organism in Eukaryota, Metazoa, Arthropoda, Insecta, Diptera, Drosophilidae.
GUCAAAAUUAUCAGUACAAAAUAUUUUUUAAUAAUUAAAAAUAGAAAAAAAAAGUCAGUUCGAUUGACAAGAUUAGACUUGCAUCAUCAAUAGCAUCGACAUUGGGGAAUGGACGAGUUUAAUGAUCUGGAGCAAUCGUUGCGUUGGUAUCGCAACUUAUCAGACUUACAGAUCGGGGCAUGCAACGACUUGUUGCACGCACUGCGCGACGAUAUUUGUGAGGAGACAGCGUAUCGGGUGCACGACUGCCUUGAUAUGUUGGGCCUGCACCCGUUGCCCAGCUCGAAGCAGUUGAAGACUAUAAUUGAAAUAAGCCAAGGCAACGACUUGGCCUUUCUCUGGUUUCUGUGGGAGGCGUACUACAAGGAUCAGAACAGCUCCAAGCCUAUAGGGCGGGCAUACAAUUCCAACGAGCAGUUCAUAUUGACGGGCAUUGCCCAUCUGGACAUGGCGAUGACUAAGCGAGGUCUGGAUAAGGUGUUGCCAUUGCCGGAGAAUGGAAAGAGGUUUCAGCAACACUUGCAGCAAAAGCUGCCCAAGCAGGAGCAGAAGCAGCAGCGACAGCGGCAGUAUCGGCCCAAAGAGCCAGCCAAUAAAUUGCCAUAUUUUAUACCGCAGGUGCGACCCAAGAGCGUCAUACCCCCAGCUCGUAUCUCGAAGCUCGAUGAGCGGAAAUGCAGCUUCAAGGACAAGGAUAUACCCAACGAGAGCUCCCGUUGGUUUGCCACAUACGAACUAUCGCCCAUGAAGCGUGAGGUAAAGAAAUGCCUGACGGAUGCAAUCGCUCAGAUCUUUGUCCGCGAGCACAGAUCAACGGACAAAUCGCUCUGCGGCAUGCAUCGCAUGAUGGAGCGUAACAUGAUCAACACAAAGCACGAAUUGACCACGGAUACGUUGCAGCGUUGCAUGCAACUGUUGGACAUAGGGAGCCUUGGGAAGUGUCAGCAGAGCGCGGGCAUCGUGCGCCAAUUGGAGCGUGAGGUGUUGCAGGCGGCAAAGAAAUGGGAAGCGCACCGAAUGCACCAUCUCAUGGAGAUGCGAAGCAAAUACAUCCGCAACUCGCAUCCGUGCAAGGAACACUGUCAAAUGUGCGUGAAGCUGGUCUCGAUGCCUGACAUGGUCUCACAGCAGGAUGCCAAAGAUGGCCACAUUGUUCUACCCCUGCUAGUGACAACGGACUCGCAGACAAAUCCUAUAUUAGGUCAUCCCAUGCCCUAUCAAGAUGAUCUGCAGAGCGUACAUGUUAUGCAAUUGGGAAGGGUGGUGGAUCACAAGACCAUUAGUCUGCUACCGGAUCCCAGCCUACGCUGUCCCGGGCCAGCGAAAAAAACUAAUGUGAAACCAGUUAAAGUAAAAACUCAUGUGAAUAAACCAUUGUCAAAGAGCAGCGAGAAACCAGUUAAAGUAAAAAAAACUAUUUUGAAUAAACCAUUGCCAAAGAGCAGCGAGGAAGAGAAACCAGUUGAAGUAAUUAAGGAUCCUCCGUCUGAUGUGCCGUCAACGGGAUCAUUAAGCACGGAGGCGGAUAAUCAGUGCUUUCGACGUUUCAUACCUAACGGUAUGCUGGCUUGGAACUUCUUUCGGAUCUACGGAGCUCCGGAACAACAUUCCGAGCCGGAUCUUAUGUACGCCGACCCACAGCCCAUAAUACGCAGCUACUGCGUUGCGGCACUGCAGAAGGCAAUGGAAGCCGGCAAGAAGAAGCAGACUUCAAAGAAGCACAUGGAGCGCAUCCAAUGGCAACAGCGACACGUCUCGGACGUGGCCCUAGAAACAGCUGACACAUCUGUCAGGCAGACGUUUCGCGCUGGCCAGCAAAACGCCUUGGUGGAGGCUGCAGAGCCCGACAAUAGCCAGUCGCCGAAACGCUUGCAGGUGAACAAUAUAGAUCCGGAGAAUAGGCAAAUGCUGUGCGACCUGCUAAAUAGCGCCAUGGACAUACUGAGGAAAGACGCACGCUAUGUGCUCGUGACAUUGCCCAAUGCGCACAAGAUGCCGCCGCUGUUGGAGUGGGUGGCACAGCGCUACGGCAGGACCUUUAGGGAUCACCGUGCCGCGGAUACUCUAGUGAAGACGCACAAAGUGCUCAAGAUGUUGAGAUUGAAUACGAGUCUUGCGCACUUUCCCGAACCAAAAUAUAAUGAUUUUCAGUGGCCACCAGAAGCCACGUGUUCUGCCGAAACGAUCCUCAGCCGCUUCAGGCAAAUGCGCAACGAAUACUAUAGCCGCCUGAAUGAGAUGGAUCUGCAGGACUCGCGCCUCAUCUGGCUCGCCUUGCGCAGCUACUCCCGCUGGUCGAACCUAAGCAAGAAGACCUUCUUCGCCUACAUGCCGUCCAAGAAGAAGGACUUCAACCGCCAAAAUCUUUGUUUGUCGUGCGACUAUCGACAAGUCGUUUCAUUGCGCAAAGGUGUCGUUCAUAAGUAAAUUUACUUUUUGCAGGCACUGUCUACGUUGCAGUGUUGCACAAAUUGUGGCCGGAUGCACAUUCCCCCGCAAUAUGUGCGACAUUGCAGCCCGAUGGGCAUCUGUUUUAAAGUAUUUUUCUUGUAAUAUCAAUAUAAUG